GACUUGCAGCAGUAAGCUCGGCUGUGUGUGGGGUACUGGCGCGUGCCGCGGGCCGCGAUAUAUACGGCGGCGGGCGGCGGCGCGGCCAGUGUGCCGCCGCCCGCACAGCCAUGACGACGCCCGCCCCGUACUUGCUCGCGCUGCUGCUGCUCCUGCCCGCGUGCACUGCACACGUGUUCCCCGCGGAGCGAUGUCGCGUGCGCGCGUUCCUCGAGUCUGGGACCGUGUGUGGGGUGGAACGCCUUGCCGACGGAGACGUCAAGUACGCCAGCUUCCGAGGAGUGCCUUACGCUAAGCAACCACUGGGAGAACUCAGGUUUAAGGAGUUGGAGCCUGCGGAGCCGUGGGACUACCACUUCGCGACGGACGAGGGCCCGGUGUGCUACCAGCACGACGUCCUGUACGGACGGCUCAUGCGGCCGCAGGGCAUGAGCGAGUCCUGCAUCCACGCCAACAUCCACGUCCCCAUGGAAGCUCUCCCGGACCAACAUCCUGACGUCACGCUGCCUGGCCUGCCGAUCCUCGUGUUCAUACAUGGAGGAGGAUUCGGAUUCGGUUCUGGUGAUGCAGAUCUACACGGGCCGGAGUAUCUCGUCAGUAAGAAAGUCAUCGUCAUCACGUUUAAUUACAGGUUAAACGUGUUCGGCUUCUUAUCAAUGAACACGACCGCGAUCCCCGGCAACGGUGGUCUGCGGGACCAGGUGACACUGCUGCGCUGGGUGCAGAGGAACGCGAGGGCCUUCGGAGGGGACCCCACAGACGUGACGUUGGCCGGCCAGAGCGCCGGAGCCGUGGCCGCACAUCUACUUAGCUUAUCCCCAGCUGCCGAAGGGUUAUUUAGAAGAGCUAUAUUAAUGAGCGGAACAGCCACGAGUCCCUUCUACAGUGCCUCUCCUGCGUAUGCGCAACUAGUUAGAAACAUGUAUUUGCAAUUCUUGGGCAUCACCUCGACUGACCCAGAGGACAUCCAACGCCAGCUCAUCGAGCUACCCGCCGAGCGACUGAACGCCGCUCACACCAAGCUUAUAGACCAAAUGGGACUAGUGACCUUCGGGCCCACCGUGGAGUCACCCCUGCCGGGAGUUACCACCAUCAUCGACGACGACCCAGAGGCCCUGCUCAAUAAAGGGCGAGGGAAAAAUAUUCCUCUCAUAGUGGGCUACACGAAUUCUGAAUGUGAAACCUUCCGCAAUCGAUUUGAAGCAUUUGAUCUUAUCAAGAAGAUUGCAUCGCAAAGUAUUCUGGUAGUUCCACCGAAAUUGCUGUUCGCGACACCACAGGAGUCGUUGUCCAACUUGGUAUCAAGAAUGUUCGGAAGAUAUUUUAACGGAAAAAUUAAUAUGGAUGGCUUUGUAAAAUCGUGUUCCGAGGGCUUCUACGAGUAUCCCGCGUUAAAGCUGGCACAAAAACGUGCAGAACUUGAUGGCACGCCCGUGUACCUGUACCAGUUCACGUUUGACAGUCCGACCAGCGUCAUCAAGGAGGUCAUGGGCUUAAGUUAUCAAGGAGCAGCUCAUAUCGAAGAUCUGACAUACGUGUUCAAAGCAAACUCAGUGCUCGAGGGGCGGGAAGGCGCCGCGCAGAGCUUAGAAGAUUUGCGAAUGAAGAAUUUCAUGACGGACUUGAUUGUCCAGUUCAUGGCCUGCAGUAAACCGAUUUGCGACGACAAGCAGUCUUUAUGGCCGGAGGAUAAUGGCAAUCAAAUCGAAGUGAUAGAAGCUCCCGGCGUGCUGCGGACCAACAGCAGGUCGCCGAGCCAGCUGGACGUGCUGGACUUCUUCGACAGCUUGCACAGCAGAGUCAACGCGGUGUGAGACUGACCCGGCGCCGCACGGAGCGAUGUGUUUGAUCAAAGACUCUGGUACAGCCGUUGGUGCGACAGUUUGCUAUAAUUUAUUUAGGUUAAGUUUAAUGUCACAAGUCUAGUCGGUAACUCACGUAAUUUCUUGCCUUCGACUCAGUUUUAAUGUUGCUUUUUUAUUUCUACAAGUGAUAAGUUUCAUAUAUUUUUAAAGGUGGCAUUCAGUUACAAUGCUUUAAUGAAAGUUUAAUGAAGUCGUCCAAAUGUUGUCGUAUUUUUCAAAUGACUCGUGUUUGAGACAAAAAUUAGAUAUUUUUGAUUUCCCAUACAUUACUACCUCGAGGUUUUAUAUAACUUGUAUGAGCUAGUACUUAGAUCUUAAGAGAAAUCAGAUUUUAUUGUUUUAAAACUACAAGUAAUUGUGGUUUGUUGUAUUGUAGUGAGAUGAGUGAGAGAAUAUUGUUUUAUCACUUGCGACACAGACUUAGGAUGUUUUUUGUAGAAUAUAAUAUUUUCACAACAUGAACAAUAAACGAAACAUGACAACUAAUGUAAUAAUGUUAGUAAUAGCUACUCUAGAGUUAUGAUUUUGCAAUUUGUAUUUUAAGAUGAGUUAGAUGAUUAGAUCUUUGUGAAAAUAUGUUUGUACAGAUCAUUAGUAAUGCGACACAGAAAUACUAAAACUUGCACUACAGAUACUGAUUUCAUAAAUAUAACAAGGAUCACGUGUUGUUUCCUGGAAGUGGUUUGUUGUGGGAAACGUUUCGAAUCAGUUCUUCCUUAUAAAUCUUAAACACAUACAACUAGAAAUGUAAUACAAAAAAAAGGUAGUUUAACAAACUGUUAGCCAGUUACAAGUAGACUGAUGGUGUGUGCUUUAGUAUAUCUGUGUUGCAAGCGAAGUAAUGACACAAUGAAGCGACUGAUGUAACGUAUUAUUAUUUAAGUGUACUUUUAGUGAAUCACAAUACAUUGUAAAUAUUUCACUUUCUAAUGUAAUUCGUGUCUUCCCGUGCGAGCCGCUAUGAGUACAAUGAUGCACACGGUCGCAUGCUGAACGAUUUAAUAAAAUAAUUGCGACGGGCGGAUAUA
Spodoptera frugiperda (fall armyworm) is the source of this 2893-nucleotide messenger RNA. RefSeq names its product juvenile hormone esterase (gene jhe1). Lineage: Eukaryota; Metazoa; Arthropoda; Insecta; Lepidoptera; Noctuidae. The transcript has 6 exons. The record is from RefSeq and is a predicted model, not a curated record. Bases 111 to 1814 code for a protein of 567 amino acids.